Cornus florida is the source of this 1037-nucleotide messenger RNA. Its product is annotated as ras-related protein Rab7-like. Lineage: Eukaryota; Viridiplantae; Streptophyta; Magnoliopsida; Cornales; Cornaceae. The transcript is spliced from 7 exons. Bases 155 to 775 code for a protein of 206 amino acids. Gene Ontology annotation, cellular component: vacuolar membrane. Gene Ontology annotation, molecular function: GTPase activity; GTP binding. The record is from RefSeq and is a predicted model, not a curated record.
UUGUUUGCCUAAAAAAAUUGGGAUCUCAGAUGUGCAUAUUCGAUACUCAGAAAAAAGCACAUAGUUAAUUGUGAUAAUCUCAUUCCUCUCCAACAAAACCCUAAUUCUUGACUUUCGGAACAGUAAUCAAUCCCAAUCUUAGAGCUUCGAAUUCAUGGCGUCUCGUAGGCGCAUGCUUCUCAAGGUCAUAAUUCUCGGUGACAGCGGGGUUGGAAAGACAUCUCUGAUGAAUCAAUAUGUGAAUCGUAAGUUCAGUAAUCAAUACAAAGCUACCAUUGGGGCUGACUUCUUGACUAAAGAAGUCCAGUAUGAAGAUAGGCUUUUCACGUUGCAGAUAUGGGAUACAGCUGGACAGGAAAGAUUUCAAAGCCUUGGUGUAGCUUUUUACCGCGGUGCAGAUUGCUGUGUACUUGUGCAUGAUGUGAAUGUCAUGAAAUCAUUUGAUAACCUCAACAACUGGCGGGAGGAAUUUCUGAUUCAGGCCAGCCCUUCUGACCCUGAAAACUUCCCAUUUGUUGUAUUGGGAAACAAGGUAGAUAUUGAUGGUGGUAACAGCCGAGUGGUGUCUGAGAAGAAGGCGAGAGCAUGGUGUGCGUCAAAGGGAAAUAUUCCUUACUUUGAAACUUCUGCAAAAGAAGGUUUCAAUGUAGAAGCUGCUUUCCAGUGCAUAGCCCAAAAUGCUCUCAAAAAUGAACCUGAGGAAGAGAUAUAUCUUCCUGAUACCAUUGAUGUCGCUGGUGGACGGCAACAAAGAUCUUCAGGCUGUGAAUGUUAGAGCAUUUGUCGGCAUAUGGGGAUAAGACUACUGUCUGUUUCACCUUCAUUCAGCUUGUACUGAUGAUUAAAGCAAUUUAAAGAUGUUUAUAUGUAAUGUACACCUCAGGUGGUCACCGGCAGAAAGCUGAUGUACCAUUUCUUCUCUUCACAAGAUAUCUAAUGUUUCUAUAGUCGGAUUACUAGAUUGUGCAGCACUUCAAUCUACUCAGUUGGUUUUAUUAAGCAUUUAGAAAGCAUAACUUUUUAUUACGUUAUAAUAA